AUGGAAGACUCGGCUUCUGACGCACGACCUCUCAAGCGUGCGAAGCUCGAUAAUGACAGCAACGGAGCGAUUCACAAACCUCCAAGCACCAUCCCCGCCGCUCAGCAGGACUUGGGAGUCAGUACGAUGGGUGACAACAUAGCGCUCGACGAUAAUGCGAAGGAGCUUGAGGUAGGUAUUACCGCCUUCAUUGAUGGAUCCCGAAAGCCAUUUCAAGGUAUUCUCAAGAAGAGGUACACAGACUUCUUGGUCAACGAAAUUUUGCCCGAUGGAACUGUCUUGCAUUUGCAGCAAAUGAACGCGAAGCCCUUGUCAAGAGGAACCGAACGAACCAGCAGUCAGAGCCUGCCGUCACGAAGGGAGCAAAAGGAUGCCAGGGAAGAGGCACCAGUGGUAGCAGAAACAACGGCACAGGACUCUAAUCAGAUCGGGGAAGAGACAACUAGCAAAGAUGCAGCCGAAGCCAAAACAGAUUCCAAACUACCAGAUGUGUCUGACGAGGACCGCUCAAAAUUGGUCGGCUAUUUCAACGAAGAGGCCGCGGACCAACUAUUAGCACUCUACGAGUCCAUUCGUCGCCAUCCAGAAAGAAAGCCGCGGGAUCAUCCUGUAGUACGUACUGCGUUCACGACCGACCGGAGUAUUCGACCGUUGAUCCACGAAGAUAUUCGUCGCAUAUUUUCCCGCAAAAUCGAAUCAUCAACCGACAAGGAAGGGAUCCUGGUCUUGACAGCCGCACCGCCAAAUGCUCCUGCCCGAAAGUGGGGAGGCAAGCCGAAUGACAAAGGACAGAGACCAGGCAAGUUAGGCUGGCUGGACCGAGGUGGCGAGUACGUGCAUUUCACGUUGUACAAGGAAAACAAAGACACGCUGGAAAUCAUCUCCGCACUCACCCGACAGCUCAGGACGACAAACAGGACUUUUCAAUUCGCAGGAACCAAAGACCGGCGAGCGGUGACAAGUCAGAGAGUCAGUGCCUACCGCAUCGAACCGGAGCGCCUGGCAGGGCUGAACAAAUUCUUGCGAUUUGCUGGUAUCGGCGACUUCCAGCACCAACCUCAAGGCCUGGAGCUCGGCGACCUCAAGGGGAACGAAUUUGUGAUCACUCUGAGAGACUGCAAGCUGCAUGGGUCGGACGAAGUCGAUUCUGCUGCCAGAAUAUCCACAGCUCAGACCUAUUUGUCCGAGUCCUUACGUGGCCUACGUGAAAAGGGGUACCUGAACUACUAUGGCCUACAGCGUUUCGGGACUUUCGCUACACGUACGGAUGUCGUUGGUUUAAAGUGUCUCAAGGGGGACUUCAAGGGUGCUUGUGAUGACAUCCUGACCUUUUCUCCUAUCGCACUGCAGCCUGCUGAUUCCACAGGAGCUUUGGUGGGCCAAGACGACCGAGCACGAGCUGAAGCUAUCGACAUGUGGAGAAAGAACAACAGAAUGGGUGACGCCUUGGACAAGAUGCCCCGCAAAUUCAGCGCCGAAACCGCGCUGAUCAGACACCUGACUAGGCGUGCGGAUGACUAUCUCGGAGCAUUGAUGUCCAUCCAACGCAAUUUGAGACUCAUGUACGUCCACGCAUACCAGUCAUUGAUCUGGAACCUGGCCGUAGGAGAGCGUUGGCGGCUGUUCGGUGACGCUGUCGUCGAAGGCGAUCUCGUUUUGAUUCGCGAGCACAAAGACAAAGAAACACGCCAGGAAGAGAAAGAGAUGGUCGACGCUGAUGGCGAAGUGAUUAUCAAUCCUGAAGGCGAAGAUAGGGCGUACGAUCCCGACGAUGUUUACGAGCGAGCAAGAGCAUUGACGGCUACCGAGGCGGCGAGCGGGCAGUAUUCCAUCUUCGAUGUUGUCCUGCCCUUGCCAGGAUACGAUGUGCUUUACCCCGCGAACGCGAGUGGAGAUUGGUACAAGACGAUCAUGGCGACUGAAGCUGGCGGCGGUCUCGAUCCGUAUGACAUGCGUCGCAAGCAGAAGGACUUUAGCCUUAGUGGCGGCUAUAGGAAAGUGCUGGCGAGGAUCGGAGAGGACUUUGACGUCGAAGUUCACGAGUACUCGAAUGACGACCAGCAAUUCGUCGAGACGGAUAUGGACAGGAUCAAGAAGAGCAAACAAGGCGAAAAAUCGGGAGAAGGAUCGGCGGAAAAUGCAGAAAACGGCAGUGGCGCGGGCGAGAGUGGCGAUCAGCCAAAGAAACUGGCGGCUGUGCUCAAGUUCCAGCUGGGAUCGAGUCAAUAUGCUACGAUGGCUCUGCGGGAGUUGUCCAAGGGUGGUAUCCAGGCUUACAAACCGGAGUUCAUGGGUGGGAGAUAA
Exophiala viscosa is the source of this 2304-nucleotide messenger RNA. Its product is annotated as pseudouridine synthase. The record is from RefSeq and is a predicted model, not a curated record. Lineage: Eukaryota; Fungi; Ascomycota; Eurotiomycetes; Chaetothyriales; Herpotrichiellaceae. Gene Ontology annotation, molecular function: pseudouridine synthase activity; RNA binding. The transcript is spliced from 2 exons. Gene Ontology annotation, cellular component: nucleus. Gene Ontology annotation, biological process: pseudouridine synthesis. Bases 1 to 2304 code for a protein of 767 amino acids.